AAGUUCAAAAUGUUCAAACUAAACUAGUAUCUGUUGAAAAAAAUCAAGUAUAUGAUAAUAUUAAAGAUCCAGUAGUGUGUAGGGGUAAAGGUAGACCUCCAAAUAAAUGGUUAAAAGCUUUUAAUGAAGAAACAAAUAAGGUUAGUAGUAAUAGAAAACAACAGGUAUUUUAUAAUAUUGCUGACAAUGAUGGUGAAACUAGAUGUAGAUGUAAAUUAUAUCAUAAAUCAGGUUAUUAUGCCUCUAAAUACUCUAAUAAAGAAAAUGCAAUGUAA
Scutellospora calospora is the source of this 275-nucleotide messenger RNA. NCBI's taxonomy places the organism in Eukaryota, Fungi, Glomeromycota, Glomeromycetes, Diversisporales, Gigasporaceae. The record is from the annotation of a GenBank genome assembly.